AUGAGAACACAAGCACAGAGCUUUAAUACCCGAAAGGCACUAAAGAAUGAGAGUAAUGAGCGUCUAACUCCAAGCAAAAAGAAAGAUAAUGCAAAUUCCCGGUCAUUGGGUGUAGAAUUGCCUGCUGGCUCAGUACCUCACUUUGAUGCAAAAAAUGAUAAAAUGACACCUCGUAAAUUGUCAUCUACGUCUUGUAAGCAGCUGGAUCACUACGCGGGCCCCACGUUUCAUCAUUCUCCAGCAGCAUCUAAUCUUCCUAUUCCGACAUUUUUAUCUAAAGUUAAUGAUACACCACAACAUCUGUCUAUCUCACAUUCUGAGCAACCGAAACUAUACAAUAAGCAGCCAGCACCAAGGGCCUUGUCAUCUAGUCCAAUGCAUAAGUUGUUUGAGUCGCCUGAUUCACCUAUUAUGUCUGAAAUUCAUUCAGACAUACUGCAACAUAAAAAAGUAGCACAAAAUACUUCUUUUUACGGUGAUUUUACACACUUAGCACACGAAUCUCAUUUUUCGUCACCAGAAUUGGUAUCUCAGGCAGAUAUCAAAGAAAAAAAGCAGAGACAUAUACCAUUAAAACAUGAAACGACUAUUCUAUCAGAAAUAGAAGUAGAUAAAAAGAAGAAGACUAAACAAAGUGUGACUUUGCUAACACAUUCUUCAGACUUAGUUGAUACACAACAAAAAUUAAGAAACAAUGACCAAAAAUAUUUUUCAAAGAAAAAAAAAAACUGGUCUAAAUACGAUCUAUAUAUUGACGACAACAUUAGUGAAAAAGAGGAUUUAAAAAAUAAACUAUUAAGUCUACUUCUGCCUUCCUCAUCUAUAUCAAAUAAAUCAUCGACGACAAAUUUUCCAAAAUCAAAAACAUAA
Pneumocystis jirovecii RU7 is the source of this 870-nucleotide messenger RNA. RefSeq lists its product as uncharacterized. Bases 1 to 870 code for a protein of 289 amino acids. NCBI's taxonomy places the organism in Eukaryota, Fungi, Ascomycota, Pneumocystomycetes, Pneumocystales, Pneumocystaceae. The record is from RefSeq and is a predicted model, not a curated record. The transcript is spliced from 2 exons.